UGCAUAUUAAUGAGCUCGCUCGCUGCGAGGGCAGGAGCUGAUUUAAAAGAGGCCAGGGCUGGCGGAGGGAAGACGUGGAGUGAUCGCAGAGCAGAGCGCAAAGCCAGCGCGCGGCGACAGACAGCGCCCGACACCCACCGACGGCGCCGCGGCAGCCAGCUGAGGCGGGAGACGUGCUCUGAGCUGACGGGUCCGACCCCGGCGGCGUCCCCGGACGCCACACCGCGCAGUCCCUGUGUCCCCGUUCCUGAGCUGCACCCCUCUGAUCAGCAUGAGGCUCCUGGCGGCCGCGCUGCUCCUGCUGCUCCUGGCACUGUGCGCCUCGCGCCUGGAGGGAUCCAAAUGCAAGUGCUCCCGGAAGGGCCCUAAGAUCCGCUACAGUGAUGUGAAGAAGCUGGAAAUGAAGCCAAAGUACCCACACUGCGAAGAAAAGAUGGUUAUCAUCACCACCAAGAGUAUGUCCAGGUACCGUGGCCAGGAGCACUGCUUGCACCCCAAGCUGCAGAGCACCAAGCGCUUCAUCAAGUGGUACAAUGCCUGGAACGAGAAGCGCAGGGUCUAUGAAGAAUAGGGUGGAAAGUCUCUGACGGAAAGUCCAGCCCAGUUUGGAGACGUGAGCAAAGGACUUUGCUGGUUAAAUAAAAAACCUUUCUUUCUCACAGGCAUCAGACACAAAUUAUAUAUUGUUAUGAAGCACUUUUUACCCAGGGUCAGUUUUUACAUUUUAUAGCUGUGUGCGAAAGGCUUCCAGAUGUGAGACCCAGCUCUCCUGCGCUCCAGACAUCAACACAGGCAGCUUUUUGCUGAAAACGGGGGGGAAACUCAUGCCUUUUCUUUAAAAAAAAAAAAAAUGCUUUUUGUAUUUGUUCAUACACUGAUACACACCUGAGCUUUAUAAGCGCCCAGGAGGAACAAUGAGCUUGGUUAAGACGUUUCGCUGCAGCAUUGCUCCAGUCCUAGCUUGGGAAGCUUCCGCCCAGAGGGCCUGGGCCUCCUGCACAGCUGCCAGGUUCCCCUGGGCUCAUGGUCGUUCCCAGCCUCAGUGUGACUGCGCAGUGGCCCCUGUCGCUGGGCAAGCAGGAGCAGGUCUCUCUGCAUCUGUGCUUGGAAGAACUCAGUGUAGUUGCCAGAGAAAUGUGCUUUAUUCCUCCGGUUCAUUUUUUUCAGUCUAGGAAACAUUUCCAAGAUCCUGUGGGGGUGAGGCAAGUGACCCCUAAAGAAAGUGCUGGGUCUUUUUUCCAACCUGAGGAAUUCUGAGAGGUUCACAGCUUCACUUUGUGACGCUUCAGAAGUGUGUGGAGUUCCUACCACUGUUAGUGAAAGACUUAGCAAAAAUUAAAACAUACGUACACGACACGCAACUGGACACACACGACCUGUUAACAAGGGGAAACCUUUGAAGUGUGUUUCUCUCCCUCCCCACAGUGGAACGUGUGGUACUAAACAGGGGUACACUUGUGACUCCCCAAACAGCUCACAGGGAAAAAGGUGUCCUGGUCUGAAAGCUGGGAUGACUGAACACCUUCUCCUUUGUACAUACCUUCUGCAGAGCGCCCCCCACAGGCUGCCUUCCCUAGAGGCUGCACCGUCCUGCUGUGUUAUACGCUGUGUAAAUGUCAGAGAUCAUUAGCGUUGCAUGCAGAUUUCUUAUUCUUUCUAAGACGAAAAGUAAUAAAAUAUAUUUGAAAUGUA
Molecule: messenger RNA, 1692 nt
Organism: Cavia porcellus (domestic guinea pig)
Lineage: Eukaryota; Metazoa; Chordata; Mammalia; Rodentia; Caviidae
Gene: Cxcl14
Product: C-X-C motif chemokine ligand 14
Exons: 4
Coding region: 272-571 (99 amino acids)
Biological process (GO): immune response
Cellular component (GO): extracellular region
Molecular function (GO): chemokine activity
Source: RefSeq, a predicted model, not a curated record